Annulohypoxylon maeteangense is the source of this 2117-nucleotide messenger RNA. RefSeq lists its product as uncharacterized. The transcript has 2 exons. Bases 435 to 1784 code for a protein of 449 amino acids. The record is from RefSeq and is a predicted model, not a curated record. Lineage: Eukaryota; Fungi; Ascomycota; Sordariomycetes; Xylariales; Hypoxylaceae.
CUGGUCAUCGAGCAUUGCUACCUAAGACUUAAGUCUAUCUGGUCUACUCCAAUCUCACCGCUCAGCCUCUUUCUCAUAGAGCUAGUCUUCAUAAAGCAAUUAGCUAAAUUUGGUUUAGGUUAUGCUGCAAGUGCGGAUUUCGAAAGACCUAUGGAUAUUGAGGUCGCUAAGUGUGCCCAGUUAUGCUACGGGUUUCAAGGAUUUCGGAUCCGUGUUACUAUUUGCUUUUCCAAGGUCUUACAUACAUUGCCAUGCUUCGAUCUACGAGACCACUUACGUGCACGUCCGCCAAGGAUCCGCAUUCGGUAAUUCGAGACCAUUGACUGAUGGUACUAGCAUACGUGCUCAACAUAUCUGUCAAGUUCUGAUAGUAAUAUACCUAAGUGUUGACGCAUGGGCAUGUAUAAUUAACAGCAAGAACUGAAGUCAUAACCAUGGCCGACUAUACCGUACGCGUUCGAAACUAUCACUGGUCCCAUCAAAAUACUCUUGUGCAGUCACCCGUUUUGGAUCUCACAGCACCCGUACGAACGCUGGUCGUUCAACCGUUGGAAGGUACAAAUAAGCAAGAGCCGCGAGUGCUUAGCAACACAAUCGAGUUGAGAGACGAUAUCCAAGACGACAUUUACGAAACCGAGGCACACGGCGUGUCAGUAUCGACAGGCCCGUCGGCCACCGAUAAGUUCCCAGUCUGGGUGCCCGUACAUAGUUAUAAAUGUAAGGAGGGAGAAGUCUAUGUUGUAAACUUGACGACGUUCGAGGCCUCCAAAGUUCCUGUAGCCCGUAUAUGUUGGGUACCAAGCUUUAAAGCCCCUGAUGGCAAGUUGUAUACGGUUAUCGGUGCUCCACGGAAACAAUUGCGAGAGACGCGAGUUUUGGCCCUCGCUCAGCAAGUCGGAUUUCCAAGAGAAGCUAGAUUCAUUACAAUCGAUCCAACUUUACUCGCUAGUUACGACGAGAUCAGUCACGACCAAAAGAAGGCUUUAUUUGACAUCCAGCUUAUUUACAUCCGAACAGGAUCCAAUCCACCGUCGAUGCUUCUUUCGAAUGGGUAUCGCGUAUUUUCUUCCCCGAAUAGGUUUGCAAACGAUAGGCUCAGCUUAGAAGAGGUCUUAUCUGAAGAUCUCGAGGCUCCUCGACGUAACCACUCCAUUUGUAGCUCUCGGAGUUCCUCCGAUAGCUCUAGCGACGACGACGAUGAAUCACUGUACGACGAGCCCACGUACGUGUCGUUAGUAGUAGACCCGAAGCGUUUCUAUACCUGCGAUUGCAAAUAUCCUGGUUUACGUCCUACCUGUUUUGACCCAUACCCGGGCCACCGGCAUGGUACAGAUGAAGAAUGCUCCCUCGGAUCAACUCACACGAAGCAUUGUGUCUUUGCAGACCAUGCGCCUGAUGAUUGUGUCAUAACUGGCUCUUCAGAAAAGCACGAGCAUUGCAUCCAUCUAUCGGAAGCUAUAGAAUCUGAUUUUAAGAGAGAUUACGGCGCGGACUGCUGUGCUGAUGUUGAAGCCUUCUAUGAAGACACGGGGAAGGCAAUGAAUGAUGAAUUCCCCAUGGAUCUCGAACCGGCUUUUGCUAAUUCACCAACUGUAGCUUACCUGUCAGAAUCCGAUUUUUAUGCAGAAUGGGAGAGUAUUGAUCUGGGGGAGCUUGACGAUGUGGAUCGACUUUGCUUACCAGGUUCAACCAUCUCAACCUCGACUGUCGAGGAACCAAUUCCGAGUUCUUAUAUGAGCCUUGAACACUACGGCUCUCCAGAACCGAAGGACAUGGAAGUUUAACUUGCCGCGUUCUAUGCUUCCAGAAUUAACUCAAUGCGAGAGUAGAUGGAUGAAUUAAGAAACUCUGGCGGAUACACAUGGGAGUACUUGUUCUGAAUUUUAUCAUGGGUGGCAGCGACGUAUUUUCUAUCUUCUACGAGGUUAUACGGAUAUAUCUUUCUUAUAUAUGUUAAAGAAAAUCCGCUCUCCCUGCAAUUAACUCGAAGCGCUAUAGAUAUCACUUAUGUAUCUACCUAUACUACGGUGAAUUAUCUCCAUUCCCGAAUUGAACAGAACUAUAAUAGUAAGGAACCCCCUAAUAGAUCCCACCAGCACUACACAUACGCGAGGGCG